Messenger RNA from Nothobranchius furzeri (turquoise killifish), 3957 nucleotides. RefSeq names its product phospholipid-transporting ATPase ID. The record is from RefSeq and is a predicted model, not a curated record. NCBI's taxonomy places the organism in Eukaryota, Metazoa, Chordata, Actinopteri, Cyprinodontiformes, Nothobranchiidae. Gene Ontology annotation, biological process: phospholipid translocation; Golgi organization. Gene Ontology annotation, molecular function: magnesium ion binding; ATP hydrolysis activity; ATP binding. Gene Ontology annotation, cellular component: trans-Golgi network; plasma membrane.
UACAACCUUUCUACCCACUCCUGCACGGGCUCACAGCUCAGAUCCAAAGAUCGUUUGCUCAAGCAGCAUAACGACCAGAGCCGAUCUUCAGAUCAGAUCUUUGUUGAUGAAGAGGCCCCAACUGGAAGUGAACGUCCCAUCUUUAUAGUGUGUAAACAAGGGCUGGGAGACACUAUCUAAGACGGAAGCAAAGCUGUUAAAAUGAGGACACUGAGCUAAACAUGGGGUCGGUGGUGGCGUGCUGCAGCAGCUUGUGUGGGACGCAGAAGAAACAAGAGGAGGAGAGACACUUGCGUGCCAACGAAAGAACGUUCAACCAGUCUUAUAACUAUGCUAAAAACUCCAUCAAGACGUCCAAGUACAACGUUCUCACCUUCCUGCCUCUUAACCUCUUUGAGCAGUUCACGAGGCUUGCUAAUGCCUACUUCCUCUUCCUUCUUAUUCUUCAGCUGAUCCCACAGAUCUCCUCGGUGCCUUGGUUCACCACGGCCGUGCCAUUGGUUGCAGUGCUGAGUAUCACUGCAGUCAAAGAUGCCAAUGAUGACAUUAACAGACAUAAAUGUGACAAGCAAGUGAAUAACCGCAAAGUCGACGUCCUCAUCAAUGGAGAACUGAAAAAAGAGAAAUGGAUGAAUGUUGAGGUUGGAGACAUAGUGAAACUAGAGAGUAAUCACUUUGUCACAGCAGACCUCCUGCUGUUGUCCAGCAGUGAGCCUCUCAAUCUGGUCUACAUGGAAACAGCUGAGUUAGAUGGUGAAACCAAUCUGAAAGUGAAGCAGGCCCUGACUGUAACGGGAGAGAUGGGAGACAACAUGGAAGCACUUUCCAUGUUCAGAGGUGAAGUUCGGUGUGAGCCGCCCAACAACCGUUUAGACAAGUUCAAAGGAACCCUGACUAUGAAUGGACAAAACUACGGCCUGGACAACAACAAAGUGCUGCUCAGAGGGUGCACUCUGAGGAACACAGAGUGGUGCUUCGGCCUGGUCCUCUUUGGAGGUCCCGACACCAAGCUGAUGCAGAACAGUGGGAGAACAACGUUCAAACGGACCAGCAUUGAUCACCUGAUGAACAUCCUGGUGUUGUGUAUCUUUGGUUUUCUGGCGACUCUUUGCUCCAUCAUGACCAUCGGCCACGCCCUUUGGGAGGAGAAAGAGGGCUCUGCCUUCUCCGUUUUCCUUCCUCGUCAACCAGGUGUUGACAUUCCUCUGUCGUCCUUCCUCUCCUUCUGGUCAUACAUCAUUGUCCUCAACACAGUGGUGCCCAUCUCUCUUUAUGUCAGUGUGGAGAUGAUCCGCCUUGGGAACAGCUUCUACAUAGACUGGGACAGGAAGAUGUAUCACCCAAAGAGUGACACCCCUGCACAGGCGAGGACCACCACCCUCAAUGAGGAGCUGGGUCAGAUUAAAUACAUCUUCAGUGAUAAAACUGGGACCCUGACGCAAAACAUCAUGACCUUCAACAAGUGCUCCAUUCAUGGAAAGAACUACGGUGAGCUCUUUGACUUUUCUGGACAAAGAGUUGAGAUAACAGAGAAAACCGAGCGAGUGGACUUCUCCUGGAACCAGUUGGCAGAUCCAAAGUUCGUCUUCCAUGAUUACAGUCUGGUUGAAACGGUAAAGGAGGGAAACCCAGAGGCUCAGGCCUUCUUCCGCCUUCUGGCUCUGUGUCACACCGUCAUGCCUGAGGAGAAGAAAGAGGGGGAGCUCAACUAUCAGGCCCAGUCACCUGAUGAGGGCGCUCUGGUGACCGCAGCCAGAAACUUUGGAUUUGUGUUCCGCUCUCGAACACCAGAGAGCAUCAGCAUCAUGGAGAUGGGCAUGAAGGUCACGUAUGAGCUUCUGGCUGUUCUGGACUUCAACAAUGUGCGUAAAAGGAUGUCAGUAAUAGUGCGAAGCCCUGAAGGCAAGAUGAGCCUGUACUGUAAAGGAGCCGACACCAUCAUCUAUGAGAGAUUACACCCCUCCUGUAGCAAACUGAUGGAGGUCACCACUGGACACCUGAAUGAGUAUGCUGGCGACGGCCUCAGGACUCUUGUUCUGGCCUACAAGGACUUGGAGGAGAGCUACAUGGAAGGGUGGAGACAGCGCCACCAUGAGGCCAGCACGGCUUUGGAGGGACGAGAGGAGAGACUGGAUGAACUUUAUGAAGAGAUCGAGAAAGACAUGAUUCUGCUGGGAGCGACGGCUGUGGAGGACAAGUUGCAAGACGGUGUCCCACAAACCAUCGAGCAACUGGCUAAAGCCGACAUCAAAAUCUGGGUCCUGACUGGAGAUAAACAAGAAACGGCAGAAAACAUCGGCUACUCCUGCAACAUGUUAAGAGAAGAGAUGAAGGAGGUUUUUAUUGUUGCUGCAAACACAGCAGAAGGAGUCAAAGAGGAGCUGCAGAAUGCAAGAAAAACAAUGUGUCCAGAAGCAGCAGAGAAGGCGUUAGUGAUUAAAGCUCGUGGCGGUUUGUUUUGGCUCAAGAAGACAGAGACUGUGGAAGAUGAGAAGGUGGAUGAAGAAUAUGGCCUGGUCAUAAAUGGGCAAAGUCUGGCCUUUGCCCUGGAGAAGGACCUGGAGCUGGAGCUGCUGAGGACAGUAUGUAUGUGUAAAACUGUGAUCUGCUGCAGGGUCACCCCUCUGCAGAAGGCCCAGGUGGUAGAGCUGGUCAAAAAAUACAAACGGGCUGUCACUCUCGCCAUUGGAGAUGGAGCCAAUGAUGUCAGCAUGAUUAAGGCUGCUCAUAUUGGUGUAGGAAUCAGUGGUCAGGAGGGGAUGCAGGCGGUUCUCUCCAGCGACUUCUCCUUUGCUCAGUUCCGUUAUCUCCAGCGUCUCCUGCUGGUGCACGGUCGCUGGUCCUACCUUCGCAUGUGCAAAUUUCUGCAAUACUUUUUCUUCAAAAACUUCACCUACACCCUUGUUCACUUCUGGUACGCCUUUUUUUGCGGCUUCUCUGCACAAACUGUGUUUGAUGAUUGGUUCAUCACUUUGUAUAACACGGUGUACACAGCUGCCCCUGUUCUCAGCUUGGGCCUCUUUGACCAGGAUGUAAACGACCGCUGGAGCAUCCGCUACCCUCAGCUCUACUCUCCCGGCCAGCUGAACAUGUAUUUCAGUAAAAAAGCCUUUGUCGGCUGUAUAAUGCACAGCUGUUACAGCUCCCUAAUCCUCUUCUUUAUCCCGUGGGCUGCCAUGCACGACACAGUCAGGGAUGACGGCAGAGACAUAGCAGAUUAUCAGUCCUUUGCUUUACUGGCACAGACAUGUCUGCUUGUAGUGGUGAGCGUGCAGAUAUGUUUAGACACCUAUUACUGGACAGCAGUAAACCAGCUCUUUGUCUGGGGCAGCCUGGCUAUAUAUUUUGCUGUGACAUUCACCAUGUACAGCAAUGGGAUGUUUUUCAUCUUCACCUCUAUUUUUCCCCUAAUUGGUGCAGCAAGAAAUUCUUUGAAUCAGCCAAAUGUGUGGCUGACCAUCUUCUUGUCUUCCCUCCUUUGCACUCUGCCAGUGUUGGCUUAUCGCUUUGUCCUCAUACAGAUCCGUCCAGCUAUCACAGACAAGGUGAGAUGUAAGGCCCGAAAAGGUCUGCCAGAGCCUGCUCCUCGCCGUCCCUACACCAGGCGCAUCAGCACUCGUCGGUCGGGCUAUGCCUUCUCACAUGCCCAAGGCUAUGGUGAUCUGGUUACUUCUGGAAAAUUUCUGCGCAUUAAAAGUCGACCAGCGCUGUUUCCCAAAACAGACACUCCUGUUGUUGAAACGCUGCCGCAGCACUAUCGUACCAUAACAGAGGAGCGGGAGGAUGGUUAAAGUCGCUAAAACACAGCUCCAAAAGGAUAUUGGUUUUUAUUACUGUGGAAAAAGGCUCAGGUUAAUCUCUGGUGUUUACUUGCAGUAUUCUUAAACUGGAUUUGUUAUAGAGUUGAUAACAUCACUGUGAAUGUGUUGAGUUUACAAUAAAAAUGUCUUAAAUAUU